UCGCUGAUUUCGGCGCAGUGUGCGCGCUAAAAAGUGAUUCUUUGCUAUACAUCUCUUUACAAUAUAACAAAUUUAACUUGAUAAGAAGCAAGAUUUAUUAGUCAGUGUAAAAAAAAAAAAACAAAUUAAUUGAAAGCUAAUUGUUUUCUUUCUAAAAAUUAAAGAUUUGUUUUCACUGUCGAAAAGUGCAUGAAGAGUAAGAACGAGGCACAUUUUUGCGCAAGAAAACGUGAAAAAUAUAAGUUAUAAAACAUUAAGAAAAUAAACUAUGUUUACAACUCGGAAAGAGGUGGAUGAGCAUGUCCACAAAAUGUUUUCUAAAGUUCCGCCUGGCCCAGAGCGCGACAUGAAGGGCUGGGCGGUGGGCCGCUUGUACAGCAAGAUCCAAGAAUACGCCAAGGCCAUUGAGCAUUUAAAUGCUUUUUUGAAGGUAAACGAUGAUGCUGGCGCUCAUAAGCUAAUUGCCCGCUGUUAUAAACAGUUGAAAAAUCCGGAUUACCAAAAGGCGUUUGAGCACUACGAACGCUCUAUUCAGUUAAAUCCCAAGCAGCCAGACAUUAUAAAUGAGUGUUGCAGAAUGCUUUAUGAGCAAAAGACUCUUUGCACCCCAGACAGGGUUAGCUAUUGGUUGGAGUUGGCUAGCACGGUUGAAGAUCUUCAAGAAAGCGAGUUGCUGCUUGCGCUCCGCAUGCGCUCCUCGGCGGGUACAGUAGGUCGGACAGAGUUGGAUAAUUCAAUGGAACUGGUUAUAAAAAAAGAGCUGUUGACCCGUCCACAUAAUACGCUAUUGCAGUUACGGCUGCUACAAACUUACUUGGAAAAUAAACGGAUAGACGAAGCCUUUAAUUAUGCUUACAAAACAGAGCUCGAAUUUCCUGCUCACUCCCAGUCGGCUGAGUGGUACGAUGUGAUUGCGACGGUGCUUCAGAAAUGCGAGUACAAAGAGACAUCAAAGGAUUGGCCGUACUGGCAGUUGUUGCUUAUCACUUUCGAGCGGCUCCUCCAACUUAACCUGCAAUCCGAUGCCAGCAAUAGUUUGGGGGAAAGCAUUGCCCAGCUCUUUAAAUUGGAUCAGUAUCUAUACAAGUUUAGUCUACUUGCCGAUCAGCUUUCGAAUCAUGGGGGCCGUGAACUGCAUCAAUGUUGUCUAGAACACUACGCUGGACAAUUGUUCCUACACGCAGUAACGAUGCUCUUUAAGCGUGAAAUUCUCGGCAACAAAAACAAAUGGUCCAGUACGGUGCGUGCAGCUCUGCCGCUAAUGUUACUUGGCUAUCAACAGAAUUUGCAUGAGGCGAAAUCAUCUUAUUGGCAACGCCAUUGCAACAGCGUGCAGCAGAAGCUGCUUAACCUUUGGCGGCAUCAAGCCGCCUUUCGGUGUGCCCAGCUAGGACGAACCCUACGCGGCUGUGUGCAAAUAACUAUAGAUGAUGCCGGACAAAAUGAUUUGCGGGAAACCCAAUUGCAAGGCCUUUGGUCGAAUAGCGAUGAAUUACUGGCGGCAGCACGCCAACACUGUGUAGACAGCCAGUGGCGAUCACAGCUUUAUCAACAGUUAUACACGCACCCCGAAAACAAAUUGAAGGAGCAGUCGUCGUAUUUGGUACGUGAUCAGCGCCUCCAACAGCCGCUAUACGAAUGGCCAUCGCUUGCCCAGGUUGAAGAGCAUGAGCAGCUGGCGCUUCAGCUAGCUCCAUCAACUCUAGACCACCAUGUUUACCUAGCGCUUAGCACUGACAAUUUGGCAGAGGCGCCGCGCGUGCACUUCUAUAAAGCCUUGCGUCGCGAUUGUAAGCAGCCUUUGAGCAAUUGCAGUGUUGACACUCUAAGUCAGGUGGAUGUAGAUAUUUUUCUGUAUGCUGUUGUACUACAGGCACAGCGUAAGAUGAAUGUGCAACGCGAGAGUUACAAUAGCUACCAUGUGGGUAAUCGCAACGCGGCCGCACGGCCCUAUAUGCUGCCUUUUGCAAACAUAAUGGGACACAAUGAGUUGAUAACACCGGAGCAGAACAGAUGGUGGACUGUUAUGCAGCGCAUACAUGACAAUAUAGACAUCGGUGAAAACCAUCGCAUUGAGCACCGAGACCACCUCCAGUUCGGACUUGAGGUAGUGCGCUGCCAGAAUGAGCCGCAUAUUGAGAUAAUAAUGCUACUCCAACUUGGUAAGCUGCUAGCCAGCCGAGAGGAUUGUGCUAAUUUGGAAGCGCGGAUCGAGGCAUUUUACAAACUGGGUAUUAGCAUGAUGAUACGUCAUCAGGAGCAUAAGCUAGAACCAUUUUAUAGGUACUUUAAAUAUAUGAAUGUCAAUGCAAGCAGUGUCUGGAUACAGGUAAAACAGUUGGCUGAAGAAGCUCUCGCAUAUUUAAGUAAGCGGUCAAUAAAGCUAGGAAAUCACCAAGAGUUCGUAAAAGAUAUACAUGGCCUUAAGUUGCCAAUGGCCACUUAUCUGCAGGCGGAGUCCUAUCGUCAGCUGGCAGAUUCAAGCCACACGUCUCGAGUAGCGCGUCAAAACUUUCAGGAACGACGAAUAGAGUGCCUGAGGGAAACUAAGGCUUUACUUGGAAAUAAUCAUGAGCAUCCACUCAGCUCUGUGGUGCAGCGCGAACUAAAGAAUUCUUUAGCUGACGAGCGCUAUGGUUCACCAGAACUUCAUAACAAUUCCAGUACCUACGAGGAUGCUGAGGAUGAUUAUUAUACUGGUGCUGCACAGUCGCUUAAUCGCUCAAGGCGCCAGCUGGAGUCGCAAUCGCCAGCUACCUUACACCUGGAGCAAACAAUAAAACAGCAGACACAAGUAGUUAGCAAACAAUUGUGCGUUCUCAAGGAUAAUGUAGGCAGCAACUUUGAGGCUAUUCGCCAGGACAUUAAAGCGAUAUCUGAAAAAUUUGAUAUGAUUGAAGAGUUACUUAAGAAAUUGAAGACUAAUGGUGGCUGCAGUCACGAAAUCCAAUCCCGUGAAGUAGACGCCGCUGCUGCAGCGGCUGCCCUUGGUCUUGAUGAGUUUUUAAACAUGGAUGAUGCAAUACAGACAAAUUACUUAAAUUCCGCGCCGCCAACUCAUAAUGCCCAAGAACGUUUAUAUCCGUCAACUGGAAGUGCUACACAGCCUAAUGCAGCAUAUGGAAGCCCUAUGUUUAAUCAGAAUCAAAUGUACAAUUACUUCGCUAGCCAAGCCCAGUUUAUGAGAACUCCGCCAACGGCCAGUAACAUGCCAUCCAAUCUCUAUGGACCACGUCCACCACCGAGCUUUGGUGUGCCGCCCAACAUGUAUCCGAAUCCAACAGGAGCUCCAUUUAUAGAAAGUUUGAAUUAUGGAAUUUCUGCGCCGCCACCCAGCUUAGUACUACCGCAAGUUUCACAGGCGCAGCCGUUUAACCACCCUCCAGUUCCACAUAACGUUAAUAUGGCUUCUAGUGCAAACUUCUUCAACACAGCACAAUUUCUGCCAUCGACCGUUCCAGUUCCACAACAGGUACCGCAACCGGCUCAACAACUACAGCCGCCUGUGCAGGCACCUCUGGUGCAGCACAAGCCCACAAUAGCCACUACCACAUCGAUUACACUGGCUUCUGCUACAGGAACUGCUGCAGUAACUGCACCUGUCGACGCAUCUCCUGCUGCGGCUGCUCCAGCCGUAGCUACUUCGGCCGCUGCCGCUUCUUCAGCUAUUUUUAAUCGUGCCCUCAAUAAUCAGCCAGUGGAAAAGGAGCCUCCAGCCAAUGUGGUUAUCACCAGCUCAGAUCCUCUUCCCAAAACAGCAGUCGCUAGUGCCCAACCGACUCUCAGUGUCACCAUACCGCCUCAGCAUAUAAAACCCAGUUUGGUACAGUCCACAGAGCCAGCCGCCGUUGGAGGAAGUGAUUUUAAUUUCAGUCUAGGCAAUAACAAUGCAGGCAACAUCUUCAGCGGACUGCCCACAUCCACAUUUUCAUUCAAGACGCAGGUUGCGCAAGCAGCAGCCGAGAAGCAAAAAGAAUUGGCUGCAGAUGCAGCCAACAACGAUAGCGUCGUGAGUGAGCCCAACAAUGGUUUUGGUGGUGAUGCGUCUGCUGAGCUUGACUAUGAUCCACGGCCAGAUUUUCAAGGCAUCAUACCGCUACCAGCUGAAGUAGAAGUGCGUACCGGGGAGGAGGAUGAGAAAGUCAAUUUCAGUCAUCGAGCCAAGCUUUUUAGGCAUGUUGAUAAAGAGUGGAAGGAGCGCGGAAUCGGUAUCAUUAAAAUAUUGACGAAUCAAACCAGCGGCUGCACCCGAAUUUUAAUGCGACGUGAGCAGACCCAUAAGAUUUGUGCAAAUCACAAAAUCACAUCGGGUAUGACCCUUACCACGCCAGAGCAGGAUAAAGAGGAAAAGUCUUUUCUAUGGGCAGCCAAUGAUUUUGCGGAUGAGAAGUUAAAACUGGAAAAGUUUCUUGUCCGCUUUAAGUUGGCCGAGACAGCCAAAGAUUUUAAGUUGGCUUUUGAACAAGCGGUAAGAGAAGCAAAAACAAAUGAAACAAAGCCGCCUGUAUUUGGUCUUGCUAAGAGUAGCGCCAUCAACAGCUUUGUGACCAGCACGCCUGCUGCGAGUGCGUUACCCAAACAAAUAGAGCCAGUUAAGGUGGGUGAAGUUGAACCUAAAGUUGACGCUGUAGUUCCCAAGACACUUUUUGGUAAUUUACCCGCUACAACAACAAACGCUGCGACAUCCUCGCCCUUCGCCAAUUUUAACUUUGGCACUACCUCAAAGGGCACUAAGCCUUCGGUUAAUCUCUCUUUUGGUAGUGUAUCAGCUGCAACAGACACAAGUAGUAGCAACACAGCCUUCACAACUGCUUUUAACUUUGGCAGCAACCUUUUCAAUAAACCUGCAGUGCAAAGUGAGCAACAUGCGGGACCUCAGCUACAGACCCAAAAUCAAUCGGCUGCUUCGGACGUAGAACCUGAGGAGGAAUAUGUGCCUACAGCGCAAUUUGCACCUGUGAUUCCGUUGCCAGAGCUGGUCGAAGUCGUAACUGGCGAGGAGGAUGAACUGGUACUUUUCGAGCAUCGCGCCAAAUUGUUGCGCUUCGACAAAAAAACAAACGAAUGGAAGGAGCGUGGCCUGGGCAAUAUUAAGCUACUUCAGAAGAAAACGGAUCCCAGUCUAGUACGACUGCUCAUGCGCCGGGAACAGGUGCUCAAAGUGUGCUGCAAUCAGCGUCUUCAACCAGACGCUAAGUUCAGCUAUUUAAAUAAUACACAGAAUGCGCUAACCUGGGCAGCUCCAGAUUAUGCCGAGCAGGAGAUGACCACCGAGUUACUAUGUGUGCGAUUUAAGACCGCCGAAAUAUGUAAAGAGUUUUAUGAUUCGGUACUCAAGGCACAGGCGGUCAUGUCCCAAGAGAAACCUAAUCCUGAACCGCAAAAGAAACAGAUUGACAAAAACGACAAUAAGGAUACCGAAAACAAAACUUUCGGAUUUGGAGAUGCUUUUAAGCCAAAAGCCGGAAGCUGGAACUGCAAAGGCUGUUAUACCAGCAACGAUGCUGCACAGCUUUAUUGUGUGGCUUGCGAAACUCCCAAAGAUGACACAGUUCCACCAAAGUCAUCAACGCUCGACCAGAGUGGGGCACUAAAUCUUAGCAGCAGUGCUGGCAAAUUUACUUUUGGUUUUGGACAGUCCACAGCAACGAAAAGUUUAAGUGUUGAUAACAAAACGGCGUUAGAUAAGUUACCAACUGCAGCCGAUCCACUUGCUGCUAAAACUAAUGUAUCCUCCGUUGAGAACUUUGGCGAUGCAGUUACUACUAAGCUGUCUGCCUCACAGUCAGACAAACCCAAAGCUGUUGGCUUUGGAGAUGCCUUCAAACCAAAGAUAGGUAGCUGGAACUGUAAAGACUGUUAUACCCUAAACGAUGUCGCGCAACUGUACUGUCUAGCCUGUCAGGCACCGAUGGAUGACAACGUACCUAAAAAGGACAACAAACUGGACAUUAGUGGCGGGAUAAACUUUCCAACUUCCUCGAGCACGUAUACGUUUGGUUUUGGUGCAGUUCCAGUUGGGACAACUAAAUCAAUCGGCGGCUCCAGUAGUGACAGCAUUACCAAUGUUAUGCCCAAUAAAACCAUCGAGGGCAGCAUCUUUAAUUCUGCCAGUUUUAACUUUAAGCCAACAACGGUUACAGGCAGCAGCAAUUUGGUUUCCAACACAUUUAGUUUCUCAAUGCCCAAGAUACAUCAGCAACCCAAAAGCCCAACUGGAGUUAGUGGAGGAGCCGAUGUGAGUAAUGAUGAUGAAAGUCACGUCGAUGAGGAGGAGAAUAAUGCAUAUUUUGCACCCGUAAUUCCGUUGCCGGAUAAGAUUGAUGUUAGGACAGGCGAAGAGGAUGAAUUUCUGCUCUAUGUGCAGCGUGCGAAGCUGUAUCGCCUGACUGAGGCUGGGGAGUGGAAAGAACGCGGCUUAGGUGACCUAAAGAUUCUCCGUCAUAAGGAGACUAAAAAUCUACGUGUUGUCAUGCGGCGGGAAAAAGUAUUAAAAAUUUGCCUCAAUCAUGUGCUAAACUCAAGCGUGGUCUAUAAGCCGAAAGAUGAAAAAACAUGGUUGUUUGCCGUGCACGAUUUUAGCGAAGGUGAGUCUGUAUUGGAGCGGUUUGCAUUGCGCUUCAAAAAUGCGGACAUUGCGCAGGUAUUUUAUAAUACGGUGAAGUGCGCUCUUAAUGGUACCGCUGAGCCCAUUUGCGAGGAGGAGAACCAACAGCAAGACCAGUUGAAUGCAACACCCAGUAAACCUGAUAAUGGACCAGAUAUUUCCAAUGAAAUUCAGACGCUGGCGAACAAGCUUACGCUCAGUUGCGAGUUUCUGACAGCCCAGUCGAGCUGCAGCGGCUGUCGUGGCUGUGAGCCAGAAAACUUUGAUUACGGACAGCCAGCGAAAGAUGAAGUAGCGAUUAAGCCACUUCCCUUAACAUUGCCUGCAUUGACGUUACCUAAACCCAAGGAACAGGAGCAGUUUCAGGCGCAGGAAGCUGCGGCAUUGUCCAAUCGGGGCUUGCUUAAGGCAAGUACUCUGGCAGCCAACACCACCAAUAAUAAAUUUGGUAGCUUCGGUGGUUUUAGCAGCGCUGUCUCCGCCAACUCUACAGCCACCUCUGCCGCGUCACCGAAGCAAACGGAGACAAAAUCUGUUGGUCUGGAAGGUGGCUUCCUCUUUGGCAACACAGAAAAACCUGUUUUUGGGCUGAGUGCAUCGCUGUUUGGAGGAAACAACGCCGCCAAGCCGCAACAGUCCGUUUUUGGAGGUCUUAGUGGCGGGGAAAACAAGUAUAGUAGUCAGUCAAAUUCGAUAUUUGGUAGUACGGGGACUUCACAAAUCAGCAAUCAAGAGGAGGCGCCCAAGUCAAUUUUUUCCCCGUUCGGUGACAGUAGCUUCAAAAACAGCAAUAGCUCAACCAGUUUUACGUUCGGUACCAUCUCUGGAUCAAGUGCGGCUCCCUCGUUUGACAGUCAGGUAAAGGAUAAAACCAUCUCAGUUGCGGAAACGGCGAACAUCAAGGAACAGACGAAAGACAACAAAGAAAAUAUUGAGGAGACCUCUGGAACGAAGCCAGGUAUCUCCCCUUCGUCUCUUGAUCAAAAUACUGUCAGUUGUUUCUCAGACUUGGCAGCAAAGGCUGGCGAUGAUUUUGCAAGCUUGGCAGCCAAGGGAACGAGUAACCCGAUUGGUUUUCAAAAGUCAGACACUGGUGGCUAUUUUGGCUUAACGCAUCAGGAUGAUUUCAAGAACUUUAAGUCAUCGACAGCAAAAGCACACAACACUACGGAAAGCGUCAACGAUGAUGAUAACUACGAUCCACAUUAUGAGCCCAUAAUUGCUUUGCCCAAUGAGAUUGUUGUCAGUACCGGCGAGGAAAACGAGGUGAAACUUUUUGGUGAACGCGCGACGUUGUUUCGCUUCAAUUCGGAUUCCAAAGAGUGGAAGGAGCGUGGAGUAGGCGAGUUGAAGAUUUUAAAGCAUACGACUUUAAACACCUAUCGCAUGGUCAUGCGUCGUGAGCAAAUUCAUAAACUGGUAGUCAACAUGAAGAUAAGUAAGUCGUUUACGAUGGAGUACAUGAACGGGCAAAAAAAAAGUUUUAUCUGGGCGAACUUCAAUUAUGCCGAGUCGCCUGAUGGUGUGGUAGAACGUCUUGCCUGCCGGUUUAAGAAGCAAGAACUGGCUGAUAAAUUCCAUGAGACUAUAGAACAGUGCGUUGCUGACGCAAAAGCGUCGUCUUCGGGUGAAGAGCCAAACCAGAAGGAUGCAUUCGUCGAAACUUGAGUUUAUAAUAAGCCCUACUAAGUUUAAACUUAUUCAUUGUUGUAUAAGAUUCAAAAGUAAUAAAAUGAAAAUAAUUUGA
Drosophila virilis is the source of this 8354-nucleotide messenger RNA. It is a transcript of the gene Nup358, whose product is annotated as Nucleoporin 358kD. Gene Ontology annotation, cellular component: nuclear pore; cytoplasm. Gene Ontology annotation, molecular function: protein binding; GTPase activator activity. The record is from RefSeq and is a predicted model, not a curated record. Gene Ontology annotation, biological process: intracellular transport. NCBI's taxonomy places the organism in Eukaryota, Metazoa, Arthropoda, Insecta, Diptera, Drosophilidae.